This is a messenger RNA of Macrobrachium nipponense, 2040 nucleotides long. RefSeq names its product 3-hydroxyanthranilate 3,4-dioxygenase-like. The transcript is spliced from 8 exons. The record is from RefSeq and is a predicted model, not a curated record. NCBI's taxonomy places the organism in Eukaryota, Metazoa, Arthropoda, Malacostraca, Decapoda, Palaemonidae. Gene Ontology annotation, cellular component: cytoplasm. Gene Ontology annotation, biological process: quinolinate metabolic process; 'de novo' NAD+ biosynthetic process from L-tryptophan. Gene Ontology annotation, molecular function: iron ion binding; 3-hydroxyanthranilate 3,4-dioxygenase activity. The coding region runs from base 332 to 1234 and encodes 300 amino acids.
UUAUUAUGGAUGUGGAAGAAUGCACUUGGAGGCGAGGGUCGUCAGGCUCAGAGUCAAGAGGCCGCUCGUUGCGUCGCCUGCCGGGUGGAGGGUAGUCGGCAGUUGUAACAGCCAAGAGAAGGAAGCGGAGUUCAUGAGGAAGAAGAAGAAUAGCUGUUCGCGCGAAAUGUUGCUCAGAUCUUAGUUGGCACAGCGCUACUAUACCCUCCUGGACGAAGAUUGUGUCUGUUGACACGAUUAACACACAGGUGCUGUUUCAGUUUCCCUUGAAAUCAGCGGCAGUUCUAACGUCGGACAACUAGCUCAUAAUCAGUUUUGCUCAGAAGACGAAAUGGGACCGAAGGACGUCUUUGUACAUUAUAACAUUCCCAAGUGGAUUGAAGAAAACAAGAAAUACUUUUUACCGCCAGUAUGCAACAAAAUGAUGCACGGCGACGGCCAACUGAAGGUGUUUUACGUCGGAGGACCGAACCAGCGGAAGGACUUCCAUCUGGAGGAAGGGGAGGAAUUCUUUUACAUGGUUAAAGGAGACAUGAACCUCAUCACCCUCACCAACGGAGCUUUCAAAGACGUCAUCAUCAAGGAGGGAGAGGUGUUCCAGUUGCCGGGCAAGAUUCCACACUCGCCUCAGCGAUUCGAAAACACAGUCGGGCUGGUCAUCGAGAGAGAGAGACUCAAGACUGAAAAGGAUGGCUUAAGGUAUUUCGUUGAAGGCACGACUAACUCUCUGUUUGAGCGAUGGUUCUACUGCGAAGACCUAGGCACUCAGCUUGGACCGAUCAUUAAAGAAUUCUUCGCUUCUGAACAGUACAAAACUGGAAAGCCAAUUCCAGGAACCAUCCCGGAGAAUCCUCCCUGGGUGCCAGAUGCAGCACGGGUUCUUGAGCCUCCAUUCUCCCUAGCGAAGUGGAUCACCAAGAAUAAAGGCGAGAUCCAACAGGAAGGAAGUAAGAGACUUUUCGACCUACGUUACCAAAGUGAUGUCGUCGUAUUCGGCGAAGGAACUUCAGAAGUCAAGAUAGCAAAUGCUGAGACUUGGUUGUGGCAGCUUGAGGGCGAAACGAUAGUGCAAGAAGGCGACAAAACUGUUAAGAUGACUGGCAAGGACUCGCUGUUGGUAAGGAAAGGAACCCCAUACACCCUGACUCGUGGAGAGGACGCGAUAACCCUCUCGGUCGUGAUGGACCCCGGCAACAAGGAACGAGCUUUCAAACACCUGCAGAAGAAGCAGUAACGGCGCCUUCCUGCCGGAGGAUCUUCAUAUCUAGGCUUCAUUCCUUGGGGUUUUCUGAACGAGAUCAUUUUACCGUAGAACUUCUUGUAAUGCCUUGUUAUUUGAAGAUUUUUUGUGGGCUAUGCUGGUGGUCCUAAUUUUUAAGAAGCAGUUGUGAAACGCAAAUUCAUUAGAAUAUAUGAAAGAUACAUUCCAUCUGCAAAUUUUACAGAGUGUAACCAUAAACAUGAUUCCAAAGCUAAAUCGUCACCUUAUUUUAGGUAUAAAAAAAUUGUAGCAUUGGAAAUAUCUAGAUAAAUUGAGAGGUAGGUCGGUAGAUCGGCAGAGGUCGAGAGGGAGAGAGAAAGAAAAAGGAGAAAUAUCCAGUGAUAUUGGAAUGAAGAGAAGGAAAAUGGUAAUGCUUAGUUAUGAAGAUUAACUUAACAUAUUGGAAACAAAUUUAUAUAUUCUUUCGGGAAAAUCGUAUUUUAUUCUUGCUUUCUGGGAUGAGGGACAUUUUUCUUGCAUUCUUGUUUGAUUAUCCAGAUAUUCUCUUUGUCGAGGAUGAGGAAGAUUUGUUGUGAUAUUUGUUUGUUUUUAUUAUUGUGUAAUCAUCAGCUGAACGACUGGUGUUCAGACAGAUAUAUUUUCUGAUACUGCAAAAGUUGUUCCAUUUUCAUAUAGUUUUAUAUCAUUUAUCUAAUCAUGAUUUAUAAAACAAGGGCGUUAUUGAAAUAGCGCAGAGAACCAGUUUAUUUUUUUCUUUCUUUUUUGCAACUCUAUUGAUACCUGAUGAAAUAAAAAUGAUCUCUUAUUCGUUAGUCAAA